UUGGCUUGUUCUUUCCCGUUGCAGAGACAUUCUCCAAGCCUCCGUUCCGAGUCUUCACUGGAGCAGAGUUUGCGGAUAACUGUUGGGAAUGAUCGGUAUUGCACUGGCUCAGAGCGAAGGAGGUUGCCUGAUAGACUGGGUUCACCGAGUGAUAAUCUGAGUGACUUGGACAGGGAUGACAUGGCUGAUGGUCCAAUAUUUACCAGAGGCCUCCCAUGUUCUCGAGGGCUUGAGCGCUAUCCCUCUCAUGAAGAUCGGCCAUCCAGUCCUUUCAUGAUGAGGCAUGAUGAAGAUUACCGUAACAGGGAUGUAUACCUGCAUCGGUCAGAUUACAGCCCACACUAUGGUCGGCGUGAAGAGCUGCCACGGGGAUCUAGUAGGGAUAGUGACAAACUCAGAAAACCUUCCUACCGAUCAAGGUCAGAAGAGAGAGGUAGAGAAACAAAGCGCCCUCGGUACGAGAAAGAUGAGAAAAUGCACAGUAUGAGUGGGGACCAUCAAGGUUUCUCAUCGGGAACGCGAAACUAUCGCAGGCGAAGCCGCAGCAGAAGCCCAAAUGAAGAAUUCCGGGAACUUGAGCGAGCCAGGAGGAAAAAAGAAGAAGAAGAACGAAACAGAAAUUUGAAUCAUGAUCUGCCUAACAGUGACUAUGCAAUCCCUGGGUUAACUAGCACAUUACAGUCUGCUGACACUCAGUAUUUGUACAGGCCUGAUGAAAUACCAUCCAUGCCCAAAAAGUCUAUCCUGAAGAAACGCGUGGAGGUGGAAGUUGAGCCCCCCCCAAUACAGCCUGAAGACUUUUCAGACAAUUCUACAGCCAGUAAAGAUCUUCCUCUUAUUUCAAGUCGCUCAUCUUUGUCCCAGAAUAACAACAGUACUCCUUUUGCUUCUGAUGUGGAGAACUUCAUCAAACGGUUUAACAAAGACUCUGCAGUAGAGACUCCAAACCAGGAGUUGCGUGAUGGUUUAUAUGAGUGGAGCCCGCUUUCUGCACAACCCAAAGACACCUUUGCUUUUGAAGAGAAGUUUGAAAGUUUCUUAAGUCAAAAGGAGAAAACAGAACCAAAAUCAGAGCCUGCAGAUCGUCAUGGUGACUUCCUGCUCCCUCAUGAGAGAGCUAGUCAGGAUGGGAGUGGUUUCUCCCGCAUUCUAGGCUUAAUGGCUGAUUCUGCCAGUGCUCAAGAGAAGAGAAGACGCAGUUUUCCUGACAUUGAGGAUGAAGAGAAAUUUCUUUAUGGUGAUGAGGAGGAAGAUUCCAAACCUGAACCGGUCCCUGCUGAAAAGCCAUCAGUGAGUAGUGGGAGUGAACUUGCCAGCCAGAAAGCAAGUCCACCUCCUCCUCCUCCUCCUCCUCCUCCACCACCACCUGUAAAGCUAGACGCUCUGGAGGAGUCCAAGGUUGAGUAUGCAAAGAUCCAUGAUCUGCUUAAAACUAUUGGGCUUGAUAUUGGGGUGGCUGAAAUUGGCAAACUGGCAGUCCGUACCCAGGAGCGCCUUCAUGGAAAAAAGCUGGCAUCUCGUUCUCCUGACCGUCGCUCUUCAGACUCCCGCAGCAGACUGGAAUCAUGGGAAAUGCACCGCAGUGACACGCAGUCUCCAGAGUCAAGCCAGCAGCGCCGUGCAUCACCGCCUGGCCCUUACCAGCCAUCCACAGACACCUCAUCAUCUUCUCUUCAGAAAUCAGAGUGCUCUAAAAGCAAAGCUGUGGGCCAUGAGAUCUCUGUUGGCACACCAGAAGCACCUCUUCCUACUGCACCUCUAAUCCCCUCAGCACCGCCUGCCCCUGCUGGUUUGCCACCUCCCCCCACCUCUGUUUCCCAGUACCAAAUUCCCAACUAUCCCCGAUUCAGUGCGCCUCAGAUGCCACAAAACUAUCCCCCUCCCACAAUGGCCCCUCCUGGCUACGAUGCUUAUGGGCACUAUAUGGCUUAUGCAGCCUCUGGCUGGCCUAUGUACCCUCAUCCCCAGCAACCUAGCCCUGCAUUGCCAGAGGCUCACGGGUUGCUCACAAUGACAAUGACAGCAAACCCAACGCGCCCCAAUCUCCGAGUGAUUGAAACGGUCUCUAUGGGCAAUGAUGCCCCUGAUUUAAAGAGAGAAGACUCUGUACUUGUACCAAUUCCCACUGCAUCUAGUGGUCACCCCAAAGUGUCCAUUCAGCUCACCUCACACUUAUUCAAAAGCACCACAGAAAAGAUUUCAGAUGAAAAAAAUCGGGCGGCUCAGAAGCAAAAGGUCAUAGAAGAGAGAGAGAAGCUGAAGAAUGAGCGGGAAGCCCGUCAGAAGAAGCUCUACUAUCUCAAAACUGAAUUGGAUAGACUGCGUAAACAGCAAGGGGAGAUGUUGCGGAAGAAACGUCGGGAGAAGGAUGGACACAAAGACCCCUUGUUGGUAGAAGUAAACCGACUGCAAGAGAAUAUUAUGAAGGAGAUUUCAGAGUUGCACAAGGAAUCUGAUGCAGCAGACAAGAAGCAAUCUGAGCUUGACAAAGUAGCCCAGAUCCUGGGGAUUAACAUUUGUGAAAAACCCAGGAAACCACCUGUGGAAACUAAAGAUUCUUCAGAAAAAAAUAGCAAGUCAGAAAAUUUUAAAGGUGUAGAGAAAACGACAUCCUCCAACAAGGAGUCAAAAACAGCUAAUGAAAAGUCCAGAGGUAAAAGUCCCAAGCCUGCAGAAUCCUCUUCACUGUCAUCAAAGCAUCCUUUCCAGUUGGCCAAUAUUUAUGAAUAUUAUGAUGCAGGGAACCACUGGUGCAAAGACUGCAAUACCAUCUGUGGGACCAUGUUUGACUUUUUUACACACAUGCACAAUAAGAAACACAGACAGACCCUGGAUCCUUACAACAGACCUUGGGCAUCGAAGACCCAGAGUGAGACCAAACAAGAUUCUAUAAGACGCAUUGAUAAGAUAACUGUCCCCGCCAAAGGCUCUGAGUUUCUGAUUCCUAUCACUGGAUAUUAUUGCCAGCUCUGUCAUGAAUUUUUUGGAGAUCAGAUCUCAGCAGAGCAACAUGUGAAAAGUCAUCCUCACAAUGAGAAAUAUAAGAAAUAUGUGGAUGAAAAUCCACUCUAUGAAGAGAGGAGAAACCUGGACCGUCAGGCCGGGUUGGCUGUGGUCCUGGAAACAGAACGCAGGCGACAAAAUGAGCUGAAACGAAAACUGAGUGAAAAGCAGAAAGAAGAGAAAGAUGAGAAGAAGGCAAAAGUAGUAAAGAAAGAGGAAACAAAGAGCACUCCAGAGCUGGGAGAAGGGCCUAAUGAAACCAAAAGUACUCCAGGCAGAAUAGAUCCUGCUGGGCGAAAACUUGGAAUUAAGCUUAAACUGAAGAAGGAAGAGAAGAAAGAAGAGAAGAAAGAAGAAAAGAAAGAGGAAUCUGCAACUCAGUCCUCCUUUGGAAAGUUCAGCUGGAAGAAGAAUGAGAAAGAGGAUAAGAGCCUAGGAGCAGCUUCAGCUGUCCCAAAGGAGGAGAAUGCUGAAGGAAACAAAGAUAAGGAGGAGGGUAAGUCUCCGUCUGGAAAACCCCAUGUGAAGCCCAUUGAAAUAAAACUUUCUGGGAAAACUGUGAUACCACACACUAGCCCCUGGACACCAGUCUCUUCUACUUCAACACAAGCAAAAAUUCGACCCAAUCUGCCAGUUCCCACCAUGAUUCUGCGCAAGUCUGUAACUGCAACAGUAAGCAAGCCAGCACCUUUGAACACUUUUUUGUCUAUAAAAUCUUCUGGAGCCACCAUCAAACCUCUACCUGUGGUAAAAGAAACCAGUGCAGACUUAUUGCUGCCUCCAGAUAUCAUCUCAAAAGCAUUUGGCGGAGAAGAAGUAAUUUUGAAAGGGACACAGGAGGAUUUGAAAGUGCCAGAGAAGAAUGAGUCUUCUCAGGCUUCUGAGAUACCGCCCCCACCCAAGCAGACAGCUGUCAUCCCAGCAGAUGAAGUGGCUCCAGGUGUGUCUGAGAGCGAACAGCCCAUAUUGGCAAUGCCAGUGCGCCCUCCUCCACCACCAUUUUCUACUGUUUUUAGUGACCAGGCUAAAAAAAUAGAGAAAAGGAACUCUUGCCUGGCCACAGCAAAUGCUAAAGAUCUUUAUGGUAUCUUUUACAGUAGUGGUGGAAAGAAUUCAGCUGAUGGCAAACUUGCAAGUUCAACUUCCCUAGUUCCAAAUGGAGAAAACUCUAAUCUAGCAAAAACAGAGAGAAACUUAGAUGUGCCAUCAAACUCUAAACAGAGUAUUAAUACAUCACAACAUGUAGUUACUUACUCAGAGGCUAGUCAGGUACACCAAGCAGAGAAGACCUCUGCACCUGAGAAGGUGGAAGUCCAGGAGACUUGUAAAACAAAAAGCAUUGAAAUCCGAAACAGUGUUCAGGAGGAGGUGAACCACAAAUCCCAAACUACUCUUACACUGGAUAUUCAGGCUAAACCCAAAGAGGAGGAAUCCUUGCAAUCUAAAGUUCUAGCAGAAGAUACUUCAAUAUCCUGUGAGAAUGAGGCAGAAAUUAACAAGAAGCCGAUAGAGUCUCAGAUAUCCAAAUUAUCAGAAACUAAAACUGAUACUGCUGGUCAGAACUCUUCGGUAAUGAGACACUUAGGUGCAGCAAGUGUAGAAAAGAUGGUCAACCAGGUACCCCAAGACCCACAAAUAAAUGAGGUCCAAGAGAAAAUUGGAGACAGACAGACAGACGAUACCCUGGAUAACAAAGCAGAUGCAUCUGGUACCUUGAAAAAAGAUGUAGAGAUAAAAAACUUGGAGUUAACAGGGUCUCACUCUGAAGUUAGUUUGGAACACUCUGGGGGUCUGUCAUCUACUGCAGACCAUGAAAUGCAAAAUGUGGAAGAUCACAGUUUAGUAGAGGAAAAAUUAAGCAACGAUUUCGGUAAAACUAAUAGAGAAAUUGAUGGGCAAGAUGUGCCGUAUGCUAAGAGUAAAUUGAUUCCAAAAUUGCAAGGGCCAUCAGCUAAAGUUAGGAAGAAAAAAAUUCCAGUAGCAAAGAUGAGAGAGCAGAGUUGUAAUAACGCUUCCUUAAAAGAGGUGAAACAGGAAAAUACUGACUCAGAAAGGUUUCGGUCAGAAAUCAUUGAUGAAGUCCCACAGAUUUUAGAAAUACAAAAUACUGUUUCAAAAUUGACAACAUGCUCUGAUGAAUUGGUUUUAUCCAAAACUAGUAAUGAAAAGGUACAGGUCAUUUUGGAUUGUUCUCAGUCAACAAGUAGUCAGAAACUACCAGAUGCCCCAGUAGUAGAAAUAAGUGAUUCAAGUGAAGUCACCAUCUCAGAAUCAACAGAGAUGAAAUCAGACACAAGUCUCACCAAUGUAGAAAUAACAAAUAGCCUAUUAGUGUUACAAAAAGAGGGCAGGCAUGAACUUUCAAGCUGUGCAGUCCACCAGUCCCAGAAGCAAGGAGUCGCAGAGUUAGCCAGCACCUGUAUUACAAAUACUGUUGAAGCCAACACCAGUCUAAAACUGUUUAGUGUUAAAAAUAACACUUCAGGAGGAACUGAAUCAGAUGAAAAGAUAGAUGAUUUAAUUGCAGAGAGAAAUUCAGAAGAGAGGAGGAUUGUAGACCUUUCUACUCAAUCUGGUAUGGUCCAAGGGUCACUGAAUGAUGCCCUUGCCACAGACUUUAGUGUGGGACCCCUUGGAGAGGGCAGUGUCCCCCGCAUUGAAAUGAACUGUGAAAUCUUAAAAGCCACAUCAGCCAAUGACUUUGACUUAAACACCAGUUAUUCAGGAUUUAAUUUUGAACAGUCCGAAACUCUCUCAUUAAAUUUUAACAUGGAAAAUGAGGGAGAUUCCUUAAAGCCAGAAGAUGUAAAGUCUAGUGGUACUUCUACCCUUAAAACAGAGUUGGAAUUAGAAAGCAUUGAUUUCAGUUUGGGGGACAUAGAAGUGGAACGUGCACAUCUGGGUAUUCUUACAGAUCUUAGUGAAGAUACCGAAGAUGUUCCAAAGUUAGAAACCAUUACAUCCAUUGGUUUGGAGUCCAGUAAAACCGGUGAACUGAGCAUUCAGCAGCCAGUGGAUGAACCAGAAAUCAUUGAUUUUGUUGCAUUAACUUCUGGUGAUCAAGAAGAAAAGUUUUGUACCCUAAUCUCUGAAACAGGUGUCCCACACCUUGAGUCACGAUCAUCAAAUAGUGAUACUACAGAGAUAGGCAUGCCUGUUCUAGAUGUUCAGGGAAUGCCUCCAAUGUCUGAGAUCCUUCUGCAAGUGGAGGAGAGCAAAGAUGGCACUGCUGUUGCUACUGAAAUGCCAUUGUUGAGUUGUGAUGGAGACAGUGUGGAAAGCCAGGCAGCUGGGUGCAUUGAAACUCCUCUUCCUAAGCUCAAAGACACACCUGGAAAGGAGGGUGGAUUGGGUGAAAAUGGAAAUUGCUGACAGUAGUUUGGAAAUGAACCCAGCUAAUCCCAAUAUUUGAGGAGCCCUGGCUGAAGUUUUGUUUAUAUAUGUGUAUAUAUAAAUAUGUUUUUGGUUCUGUUUCGGUUUGAUAUGUUGGAUGUAUUUGCAUCCUACAAUAGAUAUUGACUAAUGCUAAAGCAUAUUUUACCAAAACCAGACACACACUUUAUUCUGUACAUACUGAAUUGUGUAAAAUGUCUUUCCUGUGAAAUUUUGCCAAUUUCUUUUCUAUACUCUGCCAUUAAAGUGGAAUUUCUCACCUACAAUGCGUGUGUCUUGGUUGUUUAUUUUUUGGCUUUUAUUCUUUAUCAUUUUGGGACACUUUCCAGUUCAUGCUGUUUCUAUCAGUAGCAUUCCUCAACUAGGCUGGCCUGUGUGACAAGCUCAAGAAACCUGUUCAGAACAUAAGGAAAUGGAGACUCUUACCGAAGAAUUAAAACUGAUAAUUUCUUUAAAAUGUAAUGCAUGAUUUUGAUUGCUUUCAUUGUUUGAAAUGCAGAACUUGUUAAUAGAAUUGCCUUUUGAAUGGUUUCAUGUCCUGUGGUUUGUAAUUAUGUUGUUGUAUUACAUCUGUACUUCAAAUGUCUCGUGCUGUAUUGUAUUAUGGAUGCCACCUCACUAAGCAAGGGAAGAAAAUCUAUCCGACUCACUUUUGGAGAAGAAGACUAAUCGGUAAGGCUCUGUGGCCUGACACCUGGACCAGACAUUUUGAGGUCACUUACAUGAUUUGAAAUAGCCUUUCUUUCAUUGUAUUGUGAUUUAGUAACUAUUUGUGUUAAAUCAUUUAGCAGCUGCCCAGUUCAUGAAGAAGCAGAAGAUCUGAACCCUGGUCUCAGAAAUUGGACUCGCCCCAUGUGACACAGAUACAUGCAUACCCACCCUGAAUGGUCCUUGAGCCAUUAAAACCUGUAGUAUGAUGGUUUUCAUUGUACAGUGUGUCAGAGACUUAAAACAUUUAAUGUUUGCUUGGAUAAAUCUAACAUUUUUAUUUGUAAAUCAUUUAAAAAUAAACUUGUGAUCAAAAAUA
Gavialis gangeticus (Gharial) is the source of this 7423-nucleotide messenger RNA. RefSeq names its product zinc finger protein 318 (gene ZNF318). The transcript has 10 exons. Gene Ontology annotation, biological process: negative regulation of DNA-templated transcription; positive regulation of DNA-templated transcription. The annotation marks the transcript as partial. Gene Ontology annotation, cellular component: nucleoplasm. NCBI's taxonomy places the organism in Eukaryota, Metazoa, Chordata, Crocodylia, Gavialidae. The record is from RefSeq and is a predicted model, not a curated record. Gene Ontology annotation, molecular function: zinc ion binding; nucleic acid binding.